Messenger RNA from Vicugna pacos (alpaca), 7847 nucleotides. The record is from RefSeq and is a predicted model, not a curated record. Lineage: Eukaryota; Metazoa; Chordata; Mammalia; Artiodactyla; Camelidae.
AGCUCGAGGUGGGCGUCCGGCAUGUGGGGGUGCGGACUGCAGGACCGGUGCUGGGCGGUUGGUGACCUCUCAGGGUCAGCGGUGAAUGGCACGCCCUGUCUUCUCUGCUCAGACGUAGCGUAAGUGCGCUGUCCAUCCAGAUUUAAACAUGGGAGAAAAUCAAAACAUUAUAGAAGCUCUGAGAGGCAAAGUAAGAGAAAAGCUAAAAAAUGCCAAGAUUAAUCAAGGUGAAAAAUCUUCAACUCAGCUGCUUACUGAAAAUAAGAUACAUCAGUUGUCUAAGACUGAAGUCUCACCGGAUGAAGGUCUUUCAUUUUUCAUUCUGAGUGGUGAAGAAUACUCAGCGUUAGGCCAGUCUUCAGAGCAGAGAUCAGUAAAUGACAGUUACCACAAACACUUUUCACUUGGUGAUAAUUUACAAAGCUUUGCUGAGAGCCAAGAUGAAGAUUUUAUGGAAGAAAUUAUUUUCCCAGAUUUACUUGAAGUAAAGGCUGCUGAUUAUGAAGACGAUCAAGAACAAAUGAAAAAACUACAGGCAAAUAUUUUUGUUCCAAGUAGUUCUCCAGUGAUUAACCAGCUUAAACUGCCAGAAGAUAUGAUGCCACGCAUUUUAGAAGAAGAAGGAUUCUAUAUUCAGAAAAAGCCAGAAAUAUAUAAAAAGACCUGCAACAAAAUGGAAAACCGCCUGCUUAAACUAGAAGAGGGAAAGUGUUGGUUUGAAGAAAGUGGAGAAAUAAUGUCAUUACCUUCACCUAUUAGACGGUCAUGGAAUUUCAGACUAAACAUAAGAAAGGAACCUUUAAAUCCAGCACUGAAAACCAUAUACAGGAAGGCAAUGAAAUCUGAUCUGGAAAGCUCUAUCAGGAACAAAAUGAAAGGUCAAAGGGAAAUGUAUCAAUUAGAUCUCAACAUUGUGGGUUUGCAAUUCAGUCAUCAUCCUCUCUUCAAUCAAGAACACGUAUUAUGUGCUAGGCUUCUCCAACUUUAUGAGUGUUUUCAGGACAGGCAGCAACAGAAUUUACCUCAGCUGCUUUAUGAGAAGCUUAAAGCACUGACAGAUGCUACCAAAUUGGCAAAUGAAAAUUUGGAAAGAAGCCAGCUGACCACAGAAUCUUUACAGGAUUAUUAUUGGCAGAUAAGUAAUACAAAACAGCUCUAUGAUUUAGAAAGGGAAAAGGACUUCUCCCUUCUACGCAGUAUAUUACGGACUUGGAAACAGAUAAAAUCCCUUCAACAACGGCAAGGGGUUACAAGUACCCUAAUAAAGUUACAGUUUCAGAGGAUGAAAGUGAAUAAAUGUGGUGAACAAAAACAGGAAGAACUGUCAAAAAUGCCUGAGACUAAGAAGAAAACUGAAGGAAAAGCAUUUAAGAAUGGGGAGAAACAGGAGAGCUCUUCUUAUUUAGCUUCAGAAUUUGAUGAAAUGGAUAUUGAAAGAAUAAAGCCACAACUUUCUUUCACAGCAGAAUUAACAGACUUAUCCAGGUGUUCACUGCAUGAACAAAAGAGGAGAGCCAAAAUUCAGAAGCUUAAAUAUUUUAUUAAAAUACUGUACAACAAUAAACAGGUUUCUUGCACUUCAGUAUCUCCCCUACAGUUUGAUUUUAAAGUCAUGUUUCAGCAAAUUUUCAAUAUUCAGUUAAUAUAUUGGCCUGAAACAAUUUGCUUGGAGGUUUAUGAAAAAAGUAAAAGGACAACCUUACUAGCAAAACUAUAUUUACCUUUACUUAACAACACAGAGCUGAAAAGCAAAAGUGUUUUGGAAUAUGUAGAGUUUAGCUCUGAUGAGCUGGUCAUACCUGCAUAUGGAGAAGUAGGAAGCAAUGUGCCCUUUCUUCUUGAGGGGAAUGGAACAGAAGAACUUUGUCUUUUGACAUCAGGAAAACUAAGCUAUUGUCUAUCGUGGGCCUUGGAUGAAAAUGGCAUUUCUCUCACACCUGUGUCACAGUCAUCAAGCUCUGCUUACUGCAGUGUGUUAAGGAAUGUAAGUGCAAGAGGUGUUCCUGGAAUUCCGUGGCUUAUUAAUGCACAGAAGCUUUUUGAAUGGGCAAACGAAGUCAGAAUUGACCCCAACCAUCCAGAAUAUUCUGAUUUAGUGGAAUUUAUUAUGUACAUAAAACAUAAAGGACAGGAUAUGCCGAAGUAUUUUCGUCUUGAACAGUUGCAAGAUGAAUUUAACUUUGUUUCUGAAGAGGAAAUGAAAAAGAGCAAACGUUUCCAGCUAUUGCAACUGAGAAAUGCAGGUCAGGUAGAUGUUUCCCUUCUGCAGCAGAUGCCCCUCUAUGACAGAGAGAUUCCGGAUGUAGUCUUCCAGGAAUAUGAAAGCCAGGUGGAGAAGGAUAUGUCCAUUUCAGAUGUGAAUUCUAUUAUCGCACAAAGGAUUAAUUCUGUCAAUUUUCUGAAAAAGAUGAGAAGGUUGAUAAUGAGAGGAAUUGUCAAAGUUAGCAAAUUUAACUUAUCAGAUAUUGUGGCCGAUUAUGAAGAAAUUGUAUCUGCAAGCCAGUUGACACAUGCAGUUUGUAAGCUUCUGGAACGACGAAGAAAGUUAAAGCCUCAGAGGAAAGACAGGAAAAAAGUGGCUGCACAGACAAUUUGUGAUGGAGACAUCAAGAUUCUUGUCAGAAUACUGAGAGCUUAUAAUAUUCCAACGAGGAAGACAAUAGUUAAUAGAGCCUUGGAUAUGCCUACUUACUUGAUAUCAUCCAUGUCUGGCCUCAGGCAAAAAGAAACAAUCAAAUCAGUAGCCUCAUAUGGAAUCUUAAAUGAGGAUACUGUACACCCUUUUGUCGAAGUUUCCUUUCAGCACACUGUAUACCAAACCAGUAUUGCAAGUGGAUCUCAUCCAUGCUGGAAUGAAGAAAUUAAAGUAGAUUUUAUCUUACCAGGACAUGAUUAUAACUUCGCAAGCUUAUCUAAAAUAAAAGAUAAUAUAUAUAUCAACAUUUUUGAUGAAAUGAUUAUUGAAAAACAUGAGGAUCACUGUUUCAAGAGCUGCAGUGGUCAUUCAUAUAUAAGAAAGAAUUGGCUUGGAUCCAUUGUCUUCCCUUUUUCUGCUCUCCUGCAACAAUCUGAGAUUAGUGGGACAUUUCAAGUAAAUAUUCCACCAGUUUUGCUUGGAUAUACUUGGGGUAAGACUUACGUGUCUCCUAAAGAAGAUUAUAAUGGGCAGAAUUUAAAAGAAUGUACCUUCUUAAAUAUUUUUGCUACCAUUGAACCUCAAAUAUCAUAUGCCAUCUGUAAUCCGGAACCAGACAAGUUUUCAGAUCAAAUAGAUGUUUUGGAGAGAGCACAUAUUUUUAAAAGAAAUUGUAAGGCAGUAUUUCCUAACCGAAGAAUCACAACUACUGUUUUUAAUGAGGAGGGGAUACAGAUCUUAGUAACAAGAUACAUCAAGGCAUUAAAUCCACCUCAGCAACUCAUGGACAUAUUUCUUCGUGAUUCUAAUUCAACACUUGGCCUUAUUGCUCGCUUUGUAUCUUUGAUUCCUAUUAUGCCUGAUACACUGGAUGAAGAUGAUGGUUUUGAUAUGUGGAUGACAUCAGAGCGCUGUAUCAGUUUGGCUAUUGGAAACAAGGAGGAGCAUGCCAUACUUCUCUGUAAUUUCUUUCUGUAUUUUGGAAAGAAAGCUUUGGUCCUUCUAGGAACCUCCGUGUUGGAAGGGCGUGUGGCUUAUGUGUUAACUAAAGAAACUGAUGAAUGUUUGCUUUGGAAUCCAUUAACCGGGCAAUGCCAUAAGCAGUUUGACCCAUUUUGUCCCUUACAAAGUGUAGACUGUUUGUUUGAUGAUGAAAACGUCUGGUUUAAUAUUCAGCAAAAUAAUACACCAAUGGCUGUAUAUUUUGACUAUACAAAGGAAGGUUUCUGGAAACAGUUGCUUCCAAAAUAUUAUCAAGGGACAAAAGCACAAAGUAUACAGCCUGAAGAAAUAAUUUAUUCUGAUACUAACAGAAGCAUGGUAGAAGACCUAAAGAACAGAAUUGAACGGACUCUGAAAUGUAAAAUAAUGGAAUGGCGACCUAAACAGCCAACACGUUGGAAUAGACAGUGUACUUUCAUUUUACGACAAAUCCUUCCUAAGCUAGAACUUGGCACUGGAAGCUUUGUUUCAUCUGAAGAGGAGAGUGAAUUUGGAAGACUACUAAAAUUUUAUUGGGUGGUGGGAUUUCCUCUCCAGAUGCCAUACACUGAUGUACAGUCAGUUAUUGAUGCCGUGUAUCAAACUGGAAUUCACUCCUCCGAUUUUCCGCAGACAGAAUUUGCUCUAGCUGUGUACAUUCACCCAUACCCAAACAACAUCCUAUCUGUGUGGGUUUAUUUGGCUUCAUUAGCUCGACAUGAUUGAAAAGGAAGAAGGGAAAAGGAAAAGCUUGUGCAUGGGCCCCAACCAGAAGCCAAAACUUUUCUGUUACUUGGGAUUUUUCUGUUUAUCCUCAAGUCCAGACAAGUGUGAGCUCAAUUUUUGGUUUACUUAUAGAGUUGAACACAAUGGAGACUCACUCCCUGAGUCUUUGAGGGCAAGUAUAAAUGACCUCCUCACCUGAGACUGCUUCAAGGAGGACCUGUCAGGAAGUCUGGCGCCUUGGGUCACUGUCUAUAGGAGGUCUUAUUCUGAGAAAGAGGCAAUUCUGGCCUCUUUUGCUAAAGCCAGUGUUAAUUGUGGGCCCACACCACUUCCAUCAAAAUCACCUGGAAAGCCUUACUGAAAAUGCAGAUUCCACAUCCCAGCCAGGACCUACUGAAUCAAGACCUCUGGGAGUGCAACUUCAGAACCCACAUUAUUUUCAACAAGCUCCCCAGGAACACUGGGGCUUCUUGAGUCACUCCCACAAACAGAGAACAGAGACCCCAAAUUCAUCCUCAGGGAACCCUCAAUCUGCAUCCCCUCACUCAGUUCACCAGCAUAGGCUGGUGCCAGAGAAGACCUCAUUUAUUUGGAGUGAUGUUAGUCUUGGACCAAACUCGAGAUUACUAGAAGAGUAAAAAGAGCUACAAUAUGGGUGAAGGGAAUGCUUUUUCUCCAAGGUUAAAAACUAAUUGUAUGUGUCUUCUGGCAUGCAACAAAAAACUGAUCAGAAUCUUUGUUUUUAUUUAAAUGUUUGUGUUUAAAUACUAUAUGAAAUGUUAUUAACAAGUCUCCCACAUUGAUGGGAGUAGCACAAAAUGACAUCUAUAGAAAGGCAAGUUUGCCAAAGAAGUGCUGAAUUCACACAGUUCAUUUCUGUGGCACAUAGAGUGUUUACAUAGCUAUUUUGUUAGCCGUUAAUGGUUUUAGAAUUGAUAGGCCACUUAAGAUUAAGGUGGAACGUGUUCAUAGGCAAGUGUGUAUUAUAUGCAUUUUAUAUGCAUAUGUGUUUCAAAACUAAAUAUUCUUCAUUAAAAUUGUGUAAUUGUAAUGAACCAUUUUUAUUUGACUAUUUAAAAAAUACAUGAUAUUAAAUGUAAUGUAUAAUUUUAAAAUUCUUUAAAUCAUCCCACAAAUAAUUACAGAGCACCCAUUACGUACCAGACACUUUAGUAUGUGCUGGAGGACAGCAAUGAAAAGACAAAGGUCCUCCCCUUGUAAAGCUUUCAUCCUUACAGGGGAAACAGGUCCUAAGCACAUAAAUAGUAAGUAAGAUAAUUUUGGGGUGUGAUGAGUGCUAUAAAGGAAAGAAAUAGGUUGGUGUGAUGGAGAAGGACUUAGUGGGGCUGGAGGGUAUAAGCAGAGUAGUCAGGGAAGGGCUCUCUACAGAGAAUGUUUGAGCUGAGAUUUAAAAGAUGAUUUGUCAGAGGGGGAGGGUAUAGCUCAAGUGGUAGAGCACAAGCUUAACAUGCACAAGGUCCUGAGUUCAAUCCCUAGUACCUCCUCUAAAAAUAAAUAAUAAAACCUAAUUACCUCCCCCUGCCAAAAAAUAAUAAAGCAAUACAAUAAUAAAUAAAAUUUAGAAUUGCAUUCAGUUACAUGUAACAGAAACCUAAUCACAGUAGAUAACCAAAUAGGGAUUACAUAACUGUCAAGUCCAGAGGAGGCAGUCCAACCCUGGUACAGUCUGCGAUGUCGUAAGUGUACUAGUCUUCAUCCAUCUUCUUCACUAUCUCUAAGGAGACUUCUGUCCUCUUGCUCAGUGGUUCUCAAACGCAUACAUAAGAAUCACCUGAAGAGUGUGUUGAACCACAGAUUGCUGGGCCCUACCCUCAGAGUUUCUGAUUCAGUGGGAUCUGGGGUGGGGCCUGAUAAUUUGUAUUUAUAACAUGUUCCCAGGUGCUACUGAAACUGCUGAUCUGGGAACCACAGAGGCUCUAGCCUCACAGCCAUUUUUAUGGCAAGAAAAUGCAGAAAGGGAAGGAGGAGGUAGAGGAUGCAGCUGGUUUAGCUCUUUUAAAAAGCUUCCCAUGAGGCUGUACCCAGUAACUUCUACUUACAUUCCAUUGGCCAGAAUUGUAUCACUCCUGGCCACAAGAGAGGCUCGAUGUCGAGUAUUUUAAGUGGACAUAUUGCUGUCCCAAUAAAAUCAGUGUUCUGUUGAUGAGGAAUUAGGGGAGGAUGGCUACUGGGUAGGUAUCUGUGGCUUCUACAGUUGAGAGGAAGCCAGUCAUGCAAAGAUCUGUGGCAAAAGCAUCUCAGGCAAAGGAGACCGCAAUUACAAAGGCCUCUAGUCCAGAAAGAGUCUUAGAUGGGGAGGCGGGUGGGAAGAGGAGUAGCACACAAGUUGGAGAGAUUAGGACCAUAUAGGUCAUGGUAAAGAGUUCACAUUUUAUUUAAAGUAUUAGCAAAUAAAUCUAAAUCCUUGAAAUGUUUAAAUUAACUGAAUAAAGUUGUAUUUUUCCUUUUUUAUGUUUAGGAAUGCUUUAAAAUUAUUUUUAGAGAUACUUAUUGUUUGUGCAUAAAAAUGAUCAUAUUUUUGAAUGCAAAUUUUCUUUUUCUUUUCCUUUUUUGCUUAGAUCCCUGUCCCAUUAUUCUCCCCUCUUCCACCCACGUUAUUCACUCCACUUACCAACCAUGGAUGCUUCCACUUGCCAACAUUCUCAUGGACACAUACAUAUAUGCAUAUGUUCCUGUUUGUUUUAUAAAAAUGGGACCACAUUAGGUAUGCUUUUCUGUAUGUUGUUUUUCUCCUUCAAAAAUUGUGAAAAUACUCCAAGUGAAUGAAUUCAUUCUUCUGAAAGGAUCCGUAUUAUUCUAAAGUGUGGAUAGGACCACUACAUGCAAUUAAGCAGCCACACAACUUAAUUUAUGUGAAAGGACCCCUGGAGUUGUAUAAUACAUGAGAGUCCUGGCUGUGGAUAUUAUUUGUUAUAGUUUAUAUUAAACUGUUCCUCUGCUGAUGAGAAUAUCUUUUGAUCCAGAUGGUCAACGUGGUGUUUAACUUGUAUGGAUCCUUGCUGUUUUUCUGCAUACUAGUUCUGUCAAUUACUGAGAGAGGAGUAUUGAAGCUGCCAACUGUAAUUAUGAAUUUGUCUGUUUUUUCUUUCAGUUCUUUCAGUUUCUGCUCCAUGUAUUUUGAAACUCUGUUGUUAGAUGCACACAGAUUUAGGAUUUAUGUCUUCCAGGUGAAUUAACCCUUUUUUCAUUGUGCAAUGUUCCUUUUCACUCUUAGCGGUUUUCUUUGCUCAGAAGUCUGUUUUGUCUGAUGCUUAUAUAGCCACUUCAGCUUUCUUUGGAUUAGUGUUUACCUGGUAUAUAUAUUUCCAUCUUGUUACUUUUGAUGUUAUAUUUAUAUAUGAAGUGAGUUUCUUGUGGAUAGCAUAUAGUUAUGUUUUCCUUUUUUAAUACCUUCUGACAAUUUUCUUUUUUUUUAAUUUAGACCAUUUACACUUAAAUGUAAUCAUUUAUGUUUGGACUUAGGUCUACCAUUCUAUUAUUUAUA